Messenger RNA from Oncorhynchus nerka (sockeye salmon), 843 nucleotides. Its product is annotated as antimicrobial peptide NK-lysin-like. Lineage: Eukaryota; Metazoa; Chordata; Actinopteri; Salmoniformes; Salmonidae. The coding region runs from base 94 to 576 and encodes 160 amino acids. Gene Ontology annotation, biological process: defense response to bacterium. The record is from RefSeq and is a predicted model, not a curated record. The transcript is spliced from 4 exons.
AAUCAUGAAGACAUCUCUGGUCCUCCUUACCCUCAGCCUACUGGCUUGUUCAGGUGAGCUUUCAUUUGUUAACUCAAGUAGUAACUGCUGUAAAUGGAGCAGAUCCAUUCGAUUGGGUCACGGUGUACGAUAAUCUGUAAAGGGGGGGACCUAAAAUCCACUCCAAGUUCACCUUUCGUUUCAGUACAAUAUAAUGGAAUGUUGUACCAUUUUUACUUCACAGUUUGGGACGUCUGUGGACAAUGCCAAGAGGUUAACCUUGAUGACCAGGAAGUAGUAGAAGCACAGCCAGAAAAGCACAUGGUGCAACAGUUAAAGGGAACAUGCUGGGCGUGUAUGUGGGCACUGAACAAAGUGAAGAAACACAUCUCCUCUUCCUCUAGCGAGGUGCAGAUAAAGCAGAAGCUAUUGUCUGUUUGCGAUAAAUUGGGCCUCCUUAAAUCUCUGUGUAAAGGCAUGGUGAAAAAGCACUUGUGGGUGUUGGUUGAGGAGCUUAGCACCAGCGAUGACGUGAGGACCAUCUGCGUUAACAUUAAGGCCUGCAAACCAAAAUACAUUUUGGAUCUGAGCUACUGACCAAGCAGCCAGUAUCCAGAUUCCAAAGUGAGAAGAUGGAUGUUCAGGUGUCAAGACAAUGCUAUGCUAUGCUGCCAGCCUCUUGCCUUUUCUCAAAUUCGUCACGACACAAGAAUGAUAUGUUAUUGGAAUGAUUAUAUGUUCUCAAAUAAUGUUUUUGGAACAUUAUUAUAAUAGUGUAUAGUCAUUCUUAAAUUGCAGAACAUUUUUUAUCAUGUAAUUUUGGUUCACUUUUUGCUAUUUUAGUAUAAAAUGUUAUUCUCUGAA